Passer montanus (Eurasian tree sparrow) is the source of this 3557-nucleotide messenger RNA. It is a transcript of the gene FITM2, whose product is annotated as fat storage inducing transmembrane protein 2. Gene Ontology annotation, biological process: lipid droplet organization; phospholipid biosynthetic process; lipid storage. Gene Ontology annotation, cellular component: endoplasmic reticulum membrane. NCBI's taxonomy places the organism in Eukaryota, Metazoa, Chordata, Aves, Passeriformes, Passeridae. The annotation marks the transcript as partial. The record is from RefSeq and is a predicted model, not a curated record. The transcript is spliced from 2 exons.
CCCGUGCUGCUGCUCGCCAUCGCCGUGCUGGGCUCCGUGCUCAAGGACAGCGACCUGGUGCCCGACACGCCGCUGCAGAACAAGCGCAACCCGCUCAACGUAUACUUCGUGAAGCUGGCCUGGGCUUGGACGCUGUGGCUGCUGCUGCCCUUCAUCACCCUCACCACGUACGAGCUGGCCCGGAGCAAGCUGCUCUACGGCCGCGCCAAGAGCGCGCUGCUGGUGCUGCGGCGCCUGGGGGCCCUGCUGGUGGGCACGGCCGUGUGGUACCUGUGCACUGAGCUCUUCAUCCUCGUGGAGAACCUCACUGGGGAGUGCUCCCUGCAGGGCAAACCCGGGCAGCCCCCCCGGCUCUACGCCUCCAAGCGCGAGUGCCAGCAGGACAGCGGCGUCUGGAACGGCUUCGACAUCUCGGGGCACUGCUUCCUGCUCUCCUACUGUGCCAUGAUGAUCCUGGAGGAGCUGGCUGUGCUGGAAGCGCUGGCCAUAGAGCUCAGCUCCAAGCUGCGUGUGGUGGUCAACGUCCUGCUUGUUUCCCUGUGCUCCCUCACCGUGAUCUGGGUGUUCAUGUUCCUCUGUACUGCCCUGUAUUUCCAUGACUUCAGCCAAAAGCUUCUCGGGGUGCUGAUAGGUCUGUCAGCUUGGUAUGGGACAUACAGGUUUUGGUAUUUAAAGCCCUUUUCUCCUGGACUACCUCUUCCAAAUAUACCUUUGAGUUCAAAGAAAUACAGCUAUAGCAGAUAAAAUAAGGUUUGAAAUGUUUUGGGUUUUGCUUUCAGUACUGGAAUAGUUGAAUGUAGGAAUGGUUACUGUAUUUCCACUGUAAGGAACAAGGUGAUGGGUUGGAGGAAACCAAAUCUGUACUAGCCAUUGGCUGGCAGGUGGUAAUGAGCUUCUUCCCUGGGAGAAGAAAAAAAAUCAGGAUUGGAAGAGGUCUGCUCUUGUUUAGGAGCUGCCAACUGGGAUUGUCAGCAAAGAAAUCAGAAGUGGAAUCUCUUUCUCUCACUAAUAAAUGGAGUAGCAGACCCAAGGCUAAAAGAGGCCUUUGAUCUUUAGGAGUGUGAUUUAUCUCAGUUAAUUCUCCCUCUUCCUUUUUGAAUUAUGUCAAGAUAUUGUGGAUGAUCCAAACUUCAGGCUUUUUUUAAUGUUCCUAUUUGUAUUGCCUUAUGGGAAAGCUCUAAUAAUCACAGUGCUGCUAAGCAUUACAAAAAUAUCAAUUCUUGUGGAAAGCAGUUCUGUUGUGAAACUGGAACAUCUCAUGUUCUCAAGUGUAAAAACACUAACUUGCCAGAAAUGCCUCAUAGCUGCUCCUGCAGCAGAGAGCAAACCUGAGGUGCAGUGUCUGAAGCAGACUGUGACUCUCAAUUCAUGCCAUGUCCAAAAAGGAAACUCUUGAAAAAACAAGCCUUAACUUUCUCCUUAGGUGAGGUAGAUGUAAUAAUAUUUUGUCAUUUUAUUCUUGACACUAAAAAACCCAAACUCCUUUCUGUGUUGCUAAAAAGCCUAGUAUGAGGAUUUGGGUUUUAAUUUUUAAAAAAAUCUAAUCCACUGCACACUUUGCAACAACAAAUUCCUUGGGUUUGCUCUUUCUUCUAGAGCAACAGUGGAAUUCUGGUGUUCUGAAGGAGCUAGCUUAUCCUGCUAUUUCCCAAAUAGUCUGCUUGGUAAUGAGUGAAAUGCAUUGUUUAUCCUGGGAGGUGCAGAGUGUGCUUGAAGCAAUAUUUAUUCUUGCAAUACCAAUAAGCUAUUUAAUUUUGAUUGCACAUAAAGCUGUGGUCACUUUUGAUGUGGCUGUAAACCCACUACUGAACAAAACACUGCUAUGAGAUAAUGAACAGGGGUGAGAUGGGUUUGCUCACCUUAUCACUCAGAUGUUUAGCAUAGUUUUUAUCUCCAAAAGCUUUUAAAUAUUUCCUAGAGGCUCGUUCAUGAUGCAGUUUCAUGAAGUGUGUUUGACAGUGAUGACAGGACAGCCAGGAAGGUCUGGGGGUGAGGCUGUGGGUCACCUCCACUGACCCCAGUGGGGUCACUCAGGCUGCAGAGUGACUUUUUCUGGGUACAGGGUGUGAUGCUCCAUCAGGCAAUCUUGGCACGUUUUGCCAGCUCAACGUCUCUCUUCCAGCAAGAGAGUGGAAGCAUUUGCAAUUCCUCCAGCAGUGUUAGUUCCAUGCUGUGGUCUGCCCCUGAGGAAAGCUAAAUUCACUGGAAUUCCCAUGAAUGUGGUGGCAAGUGGAGUUGUGUGUCCUUAGAAAGAACAAUUCACCUUUCAGAAAGGAGCUGUCCACAGGGUUAUGUAUUUUCUGUCAAACUCCUCUUGGUUUUGUAUUAAGUUGCCUUUUAAGCUGACUCUUUGAAAAUUGCACUGAUUAACUCAUAUUGGGUUUAACUAAAUUUGUUUAAACAAUGCAAAUAUAUUUGCAGACACUCUUUUGAUGUAAUUUAAGCCUACUCCCAAUAGAGCUAAGCUAGACUGCAAGCCACUUUCACCAUGAAAAAGGAUUAUAUACCCAGAAGGUUUUAUGAUUAAUUUCAUUAAGUUCCUAUUUUAGGUUUUCUUUAUGUAACUUUGCUGUAUAGACAAGCCCUUGGAACAGGAAGUGCUGUUUACUUCAACCAACUGACUUGCUGAAAUGAUGUUCAUUUUCACAAAUGUUUUGUGCAAUCGCUGUGGAUAUUUCUGUCCACUUUAACCAGUGUCAUGCAGAUUUUUUUAAUGGAAAUAAUGUAGGAUAUGGUUAUUCUCUUAUUUAAACAAUGAAAGAAAAAACAUUUGAAAACUUUAUCAGUGUUUGUGUCUUUGAGAAUGUGUUCUGCUGUCUGUAAAGAUGCUGUUGUUACUCUCCACAUCCCUGGAUGGCCCAGCCCCCCAGAGUUUGUUUGACUACUGAGACAUCUGAUUAAACUGGCACUGAAAGUUCUGCACUGUUUUAAACGGUUAACAGAGGAUGGGUUCUCAGGAGUGCAGGGUUUUAAAAAGAAACAAAACCAAACAAAAGUCAUGGCUGACUAAAGCAAGUUUCCCACUGUGUGCCUGUUACACCAAGCAGUUCAUUUUGUAAGCAUGGACAUUGGUUUAUUGUAGCAGAGGGAAAGGUAAUCCAUUGAAAUGUAUGGGGAAACUCCCAUGGGCUGUAACGCUCCUUGUGAGUUUGGAAAUCUUUUUGGGGUCUUUCUCAGUGCCCAGACACCAUGGGCCAGCUCUUGGCUCAGAAGGUUCCCUUGUGCUCCAGACCUUCUUUGUGCUUUUUGACUCUGCUCCAGACUAGGAAUCUGCUUCCUUGUGUUUCUUCUGGAAACUUAAGGUUGCAAAUUUCUUGUUCACAUAUUUGCCAUCACAUUUAUCUAACUUCCCUUUCCCAAAUUUUAUCAUUAAAAUAAAAAUGGCAGCCUCUCCACAACAGAUUUGCAGCCAAAGAGAAACAGUGCUGGAAGCAGCUGGAUUUGGUAUCCCGUGCCAAAGGCACAAAUCAGCUGUCAACAGGUAUUACUGGUUUGUUUCAAGUGUUGGGGUGGAUAUUUUUUUGUUUUUUCUGCAUUAAAGUAUUCCUGUUCUCACA